This is a messenger RNA of Oryza sativa Japonica Group (Japanese rice), 2203 nucleotides long. The record is from RefSeq and is a predicted model, not a curated record. Lineage: Eukaryota; Viridiplantae; Streptophyta; Magnoliopsida; Poales; Poaceae.
AAACCCACAGAUAACCCCUCCGCCUCCUCCCCUUUGGCCUUUGCUAGCAACUCUAGCUAGCAUUAGCAAACCACCUCUCCUCUCGCACAACUCUCCCCCAUACGCACAUGCAGCCAUAUCUUCAGCUAGCUUCUCUCCGCCUCGCCACCACCAUCCCUCUCGCCCCAAGAUUAUACGACGCGAACCUUCUCGCCGCCUCCGGGGCGGCCAUGGCUUCUUCCAUGGCCUAUAUAGCGCUCCUGUGCGCGGCAUUGGCAGCCGUCGUCGCGCUCCUCCGCUGGGCGUACAGGUGGAGCCACCCCAGGUCGAACGGCAGGCUGCCGCCGGGCUCGCUCGGCCUCCCCGUCAUCGGCGAGACGCUGCAGUUCUUCGCGCCCAACCCGACCUGCGACCUCUCCCCCUUCGUCAAGGAGAGGAUCAAGAGAUACGGGAGCAUCUUCAAGACAAGCGUGGUGGGGCGGCCGGUGGUGGUGUCGGCCGACCCGGAGAUGAACUACUACGUGUUCCAGCAGGAGGGGAAGCUGUUCGAGAGCUGGUACCCGGACACCUUCACCGAGAUCUUCGGCCGCGACAACGUCGGCUCCCUGCACGGCUUCAUGUACAAGUACCUCAAGACGCUCGUGCUCCGGCUCUACGGCCAGGAGAACCUCAAGUCCGUGCUCCUCGCCGAGACGGACGCCGCCUGCCGCGGCAGCCUCGCCUCCUGGGCCUCCCAGCCCAGCGUCGAGCUCAAGGAAGGCAUCUCCACUAUGAUAUUUGAUCUCACAGCCAAGAAGCUGAUCGGCUACGACCCGUCCAAGCCGUCGCAGGUGAACCUGAGGAAGAACUUCGGCGCGUUCAUUUGCGGGUUGAUAUCCUUCCCACUGAACAUCCCUGGCACGGCCUAUCACGAGUGCAUGGAGGGGAGGAAGAACGCGAUGAAGGUGCUGAGGGGCAUGAUGAAGGAGAGGAUGGCCGAACCGGAGCGGCCAUGCGAGGACUUCUUCGACCACGUGAUCCAGGAGCUGAGGAGGGAGAAGCCGCUGCUGACGGAGACCAUCGCGCUGGACCUCAUGUUCGUCCUCCUCUUCGCCAGCUUCGAGACCACCGCGCUGGCGCUCACCAUCGGCGUCAAGCUCCUCACCGAGAAUCCCAAAGUCGUCGACGCACUAAGGGAGGAGCACGAGGCAAUCAUCAGGAACAGGAAGGACCCCAAUUCCGGCGUCACGUGGGCCGAGUACAAAUCGAUGACGUUCACGUCUCAGGUCAUAAUGGAGAUUGUAAGACUCGCAAACAUCGUGCCGGGAAUUUUUCGGAAGGCGUUGCAGGAUGUUGAGAUCAAAGGCUACACAAUUCCAGCAGGAUGGGGUAUCAUGGUGUGCCCACCGGCAGUGCACUUAAACCCUGAGAUAUAUGAAGAUCCGUUGGCCUUCAAUCCAUGGAGGUGGCAGGGAAAACCAGAGAUCACUGGAGGAACGAAGCAUUUCAUGGCCUUCGGUGGUGGGCUUCGGUUCUGCGUUGGAACUGAUCUCAGCAAGGUUUUGAUGGCAACAUUCAUACACUCUUUAGUUACAAAAUACAGUUGGAGGACAGUGAAAGGAGGAAACAUAGUCCGAACCCCCGGUCUCAGCUUUCCAGAUGGUUUUCAUAUCCAGCUCUUCCCUAAGAACUGAUCGUUUUUUUACCUCGGCGGUUUGGUUUUUGCCACUAAACACAAAAAUGUGUGUGCAAAGAUGUCGUUGGGUUUUUAUCCUACGUCGAUAAUUGGUGAUAGAGAGCACAACUUAAAAGAUGGAGUGGUCAUCACUCACUUGGUCAACCUCUCGGGUUGUGUAGACCCGUCGACCUUAAGUUGUGGCUUCGACUAGACCUGAUAGACUGGAUCCAAGAUGCGUUUGGGGGCUGUAACAAGUGGCCAGUCUGAAUGAACCGAUGUAUGAUGGGAGAGAUUGUUGUGGGGGAGCAUAACUUAGGCUAGUUUUAGGUUAUUUAAGGACAACAGAAAAGGAUGGAAACACAUACUUAGUCUAGUGAUAGAAUAGACACAUCUCAGAUAGAAGUAAUGUCAUGUUACCGAGUGCUACCUCUAGUCCGUGAAAAGGGGUUUUUGUACCUUGGUAGUUCGUUUUUCAUGUGGUUAGUCAAGUCAACUAUCCAUGUGUUGUACUCCGUAUAUAAAUCAACCUAUACAUGUCUAAUGAAGCAAGAAUAUAUUCGUUAUGUA